GGAGACAGUUCGUGAUCGUGCCCAGCCAUCAGCCCCAACUCAGCCAUUCGCAGCUCCACCAGCUCUACCAGCCCUUCAGCCGGCAAAGGAGAAGAAGAGGAAGGGGAAGGGUGCACAGACUGACCGGAGGACUCGACAGAGACAGCAGCCGAUUCCACCGUGCCCGACUUGUGGACUACUUCACAGGGGAGAGUGCCAUGUGGGACAGGACAUUUGCUACUAUUGCCACGAGUCGGGUCAUUUUGCGA
This is a messenger RNA of Striga hermonthica, 248 nucleotides long. The record is from the annotation of a GenBank genome assembly. NCBI's taxonomy places the organism in Eukaryota, Viridiplantae, Streptophyta, Magnoliopsida, Lamiales, Orobanchaceae.